UCAUACAGACCUCAGUAGUGUGUCUGGUCCCAAGCCCCUCAAGCCUCAGCAAUCCCUCCCAGGGACCCCUGUUUCUCUCUCACACUAUCCCGUGGACCUGCGAACAUCAAUGGAGGAAAAGUACAAAGAGAUUGCAGAGGAGCUGUUCACACGCAGCAUGACGGAGAGCGAGAUGCGGACUGCCCCCUAUGAGUUUCCUGAGGACAGCCCCAUCGAACAGCUGGAGGAGCGACGGCAUCGCCUUGAGAGGCAAAUCAGUCAGGACAUUAAGCUUGAGCCAGAGAUCUUGCUCCGUGCCAAACAGGACUUCAUGAAAAUCGACAGUGCUGCAGACCUAGAAUUAAUGAAGGAAAAGAGCGACGACACUGUUUACAUGGGCUUCAUGGAAAGGCAAAUGCCACUGGAAAGGGAGUACCAGAGGGUCUCAAUAUCUGGAGAGGAAAAGUGCGGGGUUCCGUUCACUGACCUGGUUGAUGCUGCUAAGUGUGUGGUGAAGGCAUUAUUCAUCCGGGAGAAAUACAUCAACCGUUCCAUGCAGUCAUUUUGUAAGACCACAGCUCAUUCGUUGCAGGAUCUCGGGACAAGUACUCUAAAUCUGGGAGUCUAUGAAGAUAUACCAGAGACCCCUGUGCAUGCUGAUGCCCCUGUUCACCCACCUGUCUCACUGACACACCCGUAUGAUCAGGACCCAAACAGUAUGCCAGCAGAUACAGGAUAUGGCUGCAAGAUGGUCGGUGGUGUAGUCCAUGUCUACACCAAGAAAACCAACAUGGACAAAAGCGCAGAACUUGACCUGCCGUAUCCUGACCUGAAGGAGUAUAUUGAAGACAUGAAUGUGAUGAUGUCGCUUAUUAUCAACGGACCAGUGAAGUCCUUCUGCUACCGCCGCCUGCAGUACCUGAGCUCUAAAUUUCAAAUGCACAUCCUCCUGAAUGAGAUGAAGGAGCUGGCAGCUCAAAAGAGGGUUCCUCAUAGAGACUUCUACAACAUAAGAAAGGUGGACACGCAUAUACAUGCAUCGUCCUGCAUGAACCAGAAGCACCUGCUGCGUUUCAUCAAGAGAGCCAUGAAGAAGUACCCCGAGGAGAUUGUUCACGUGGAGCGUGGGCGUGGCCAGACCCUCAAAGACGUUUUUGAGAGCAUGAACCUGACAGCCUACGAACUGAGUGUAGACACGCUCGACAUGCACGCGGACCGAAACACGUUUCAUCGAUUUGACAAGUUCAACGCCAAAUACAACCCCAUCGGAGAAUCCAUCCUCAGAGAGAUCUUCAUCAAGACGGACAACUACAUCGAAGGGAAAUACUUUGCCCACAUUAUCAAGGAGGUGAUGUUUGACUUGGAGGAGAGCAAAUACCAGAACUCUGAGCUACGUCUGUCCAUCUAUGGCCGAUCCCGGGAUGAAUGGGACAGCCUGGCUCAGUGGGCCGUCAGACACAGAGUGUACUCUGACAAUGUCCGCUGGCUCAUCCAGGUGCCCCGUUUAUUUGAUGUGUACCAUACAAAGAAGCAGCUGGCUAACUUCCAGGAGAUGUUGGAGAAUAUCUUCAUGCCUCUGUUUGAGGCCACCAUCAACCCCCGCAGCCACCCUGAACUGCACCUCUUCCUGGACCACGUGGUGGGCUUUGACAGCGUGGACGACGAGUCCAAGCCCGAGCACCAUAUUUUCAACCUUGACAGUCCACUGCCAGCUGACUGGACAGAGGAGGACAACCCACCCUACUCCUACUACCUCUACUACACCUAUGCCAACAUGACUGUACUCAACCACCUUCGAAGGCGGCGAGGCCUCCAUACUUUUGUGCUUCGACCUCACUGUGGUGAAGCGGGACCAAUCCACCACCUGGUGUCAGGAUUCAUGUUGUCUGAGAACAUCUCUCAUGGGCUGCUGCUCAGAAAGGCUCCGGUGCUUCAGUAUCUGUACUACCUGGCUCAAGUCGGCAUCGCCAUGUCACCGUUGAGCAACAACAGCCUGUUUCUCAGCUACCACCGCAACCCUCUGCCUGAGUAUCUGUCCAGAGGCCUCAUAAUCUCCCUGUCCACUGAUGAUCCUCUUCAAUUCCACUUCACCAAAGAGCCCCUCAUGGAAGAGUACAGCAUUGCAGCUCAAGUGUGGAAGCUGAGCUCCUGCGACAUGUGUGAGCUGGCAAGAAACAGCGUCCUAAUGAGUGGAUUUUCCCACAAGGCUAAAAGCUACUGGCUGGGCCCCAGCUAUUUUAAGGAGGGCCCCGAAAGCAACGACAUCCGCCGCACCAACGUCCCCGACAUCCGCGUGGCCUACCGCAGCGAGACGCUCACCGAGGAGCUGCAGCUCAUCACUCAAGCUGUGCGCACCACAGAGGGGCUGGACGGUGCCGAUGUGGAGGACCCUCUGACCAUGGGUCCUCUCUCCGGGAGGCGCUGA
Messenger RNA from Menidia menidia (Atlantic silverside), 2404 nucleotides. NCBI's taxonomy places the organism in Eukaryota, Metazoa, Chordata, Actinopteri, Atheriniformes, Atherinopsidae. The record is from the annotation of a GenBank genome assembly.